Molecule: messenger RNA, 2879 nt
Organism: Telopea speciosissima
Lineage: Eukaryota; Viridiplantae; Streptophyta; Magnoliopsida; Proteales; Proteaceae
Product: protein OBERON 3-like
Exons: 2
Coding region: 166-2655 (829 amino acids)
Cellular component (GO): nucleus
Source: RefSeq, a predicted model, not a curated record
UCGGAAACGAAACGAGAUCUGUCGUUGGAAGUCGAAAGAGUAGGAAAAGAAGAACUGGACAAAAGGGAAAUCUACUCCUCUCUAUCUGCUCCAACAAAUCCUCUCUCUCUCUCUGUUCUUUUGGGGGGAGGAGAGAGGAGCUUGUUUCUCUCAUUCUGACCAACCAUGUUUCCAGAUAGCCAUCUCUCGGAUGGUUUUGUUCACGCAACCGAAGGCUCUACAACAAACAAGCUCAGACAACACGUUUCCGUGCAAAAUCGUGAGAGCCCAGAUGGGAAAAUUGGCUACUCUGAAAAGGGUACCGAUUUGCUGCGCGAAUCAGAGUUGGGUAUUGAUGGGUUCCGUUCAAAAGCUUCUUCAAGAAUUGGGAAUCUGGGAUCGCAGGAGCUUACACUGAGCUAUCUCUGCGAUAAUUCCAAAAUGGGUUUCCAAGAGAAAGAUAUUUCAGGGAAGAAUCUAUUUAGUGCGUUGGACAAGGACAGGUAUAACAAGGGGAAGGAAGUGAUUUCGGAGAAUCCGAACGAAGAGGAGCGAUUGGUAGAGCGAGAUUUCCUGCAACUAAAUGGGGUUAGGGCUAUAGCUGCUGGGACGAAGCGAGAGCUCGACGAAGAAAUCGAAAGAGAGAAGAGGGAGAAGAAGGCGAAGCUAGACACACUUAAUCUCUCUCUAGCACUUCCAGAUGUGUCCCUCUCUCUCACAUCUUCACGGAAUGCAGAUCCUCCUGCUCUUCGCAAACCAGCCAGAAGCACUCAAUCAUUGGCUCCAUCGAACAACAAUACUGUCUAUACACGAACUGCGAGCUCUGACGAUUUCCCGGCUGCUUCGCUCUCCUAUUCUUACUCUCUCCCGUUCUCUCACAACCCCAGCUGCUCACUCACUCGCAACUCCACCGAGAACUACGAAUACUCAGUUGGGAGUCACAGAAGAGAUACUGACCAGUUUUGGAACUGUGGAGAGGGAACUAAUGGAUCAGUUCACAGUCGGUUCAGGCCUGUCGGUGAAGGCGGCGUUGCACUAUCGAAUCACGGUGGCGGAGGAGGCGCCGGUGGUUUUGGUCAUCAAUUGAUGCAGGGCAAUCGUCAGAUCAAUAAGGAAUCGUGUAAUAGUCUUUACAGAGCAACCACCUCUGAUAACCAAUCCUUCUUCCCAUCGGAGCUCCCGGCGAGGCUGAGGAAAGAUACUGCCUCCGUGGAUUCGAGAGGAAGAGCUUCUGGGCAGCAUUCAGACGGAGGCAGAGCAAGAAAGCUCACGAGGCCUGAGAGGAUUCUAUUGGAAAUUGUCUCUGAAUCUAUUCCUGUUAUGGUUCAGGUAAUUCAAGAACUCCCAGAUGAUACAAUCCAAUCCGCAAAGGAGUACUUGAGGAAUCUCAUUGGGUCGCCUGAGAAGAGAGAGGAAUUAGCUAAUCUGCAGAAUCGGCUUGAGAGAAGAUCGGACCUCACUUUUGAGACACUCUCUAAGUCCCAUAGAGAACAAUUAGAGAUCUUGGUUGCAAUCAAGACUGGUCUUCUGAAUUACGUAUCAGGGAAGAAUCGUCUGCCCAUGACCGAGCUUGUAGAGAUCUUUUUGCUCAUGAGGUGUCGCAAUGUGAAUUGCAAGGGCUUAUUGCCUGUUGAUGACUGUGACUGCAAAAUUUGCUCGACCAAGAAGGGAUUUUGUAGUGCUUGUAUGUGUCCCGUGUGUUUGAAAUUUGACUGUGCCUCCGAAACUUGCAGUUGGGUUGGUUGUGAUGUCUGUUCCCACUGGUGUCAUGCCUCCUGUGGCAUUCAGAGCAAUCUCAUUAGGCCAGGGCCCAGCUUGAAGGGGCCUGCGGGGACAACAGAGAUGCAGUUCCAUUGCCUUGGAUGUGAGCAUGCUUCUGAGAUGUUUGGAUUUGUUAAGGAUGUAUUUAUGUGCUGUGCAAAAGAUUGGGGUAUUGAGGCCCUGAAAAAGGAGCUAGACUGUGUCAGGAAGAUCUUCAGGGGAAGUGAAGACUUCAAGGGGAAGGUAUUGCAAAGUAAGGCAGAAGAGACUCUCUCAAAGCUUGAAAACAAGAUCAUUUCUCCCUCGGAAGCCUGUAAUUCCAUCCUUCAAUUCUUCAAGUAUGGCGUGCCAGAAACAUCAGGUUCUGGUGGCACUUCCAAGGACUUAACUUUGGCUCAAAUGUGUCAAAAAGGAGACGUGGUUUUGCUUUCUCCUACUUCUCCACCGUCAAAAUCUACAACUAACAACAUGAGCUCCUCCAGUGGAAGGCAGGAUCUGCUGGCACACGAUGUUAAUCAGAACAUUCUUAAAGGUGCUCUCAUGAGGGACCGGACUGUUGAGGAUGAGCUGCAGUCUGUUCGGAAGAAGGAUGGUUUCGACAGCCUGGAAAGCAUUGUGAGGAUAAAGGAAGCUGAGGCAAGGAUGUUCCAGAGCCGUGCGGAUGAGGCACAGAGAGAGGCUGAAGGGUAUCGGCGGAUGGUCCGUUCAGAGAGUGAAAAAAUGGAGGAAGAAUAUGCCAGCAAGCUUGCUAAACUGUGUUUACAGGAGACAGAGGAGAGGCGCAGGAAGAAGCUUGAAGAGCUGAAGAUCUUGGAGAACUCCCAUUGCGAUUACUACAAAAUGAAGCUCAGAAUGCAAGAUGAAAUCACAGGUUUGUUGGAGAGGAUGGAGGCGACAAAGAAGCAAUGGGUGUAAACACACUAGGUAUUAAACAUUUAUUUGAUGAUAAUGGGGGUGAGAAGCAAAUCUAAGGCGAAGACGGAUGUGAAUGUCAAUGGGGUAGGUUUAGAAUGCAAUAGGCGACGGCGGCGUGUAUUUGUUUUGAGUUGUUCACAUUGCAGAAGAUGCGGGGUGUAUGAAGAUUAUGGAUGCCAACUUGAAAUUGAGAGGGAGAAAAUUUUGUGCUUAUUAACUGAACA